UACAAGCAAGUCAAGGCAGGGCGGACAAGCAGCCGCAGAGGUGGGACUUUUCUACUUGAGUGCACCUUGCCUGCGGCGGUCGGCUCUGUCUGCAACCGUUCACACGGGCCUGGAACGCGGGAGUGUUGUCCACCAGACAGCGGCUGCGGGAUCAGAGUCAGACGGAGCGAGACCCGCAAAAACCAAAACCCCGGUCUCCAAGCAGAUCAGGAUGGAGGCUGGCCCGCAGGUGCAGGACACAUUCAUAGGAUCAGACAAGCCACAGGUGGUGCCACUGGAUAUAUCUAUGGAGGCUGAUGCCAAUGGAACCUCAGAAAUUUCUGUGAACAAAACGGUGAGGAGCACCCCCACCCGCCCUGUCAUCCCCUCAGUGUCGGAUGUCUUGUCUGUGGAUGGGGAAGGCUCGGUGGCAAGCAUGGGGGGCCACGCUACACCCAAUGAUUAUAGAUACCAGCAGGGUCCUGGUGGAAGGGUUCCCAGGGAAUACCCUACAUCCACUGUGCCCCGAAACUAUCAAUAUGGACCCCCAGGGAGCUACAAUGAUUUUCAGUCGCCAUCUCAUUCUGAGGCAUACGCAAGCCUUAACAGGGGAGCUCGGUUGGAUGAUCGCUAUAGACCGGUUCAUCCAGAUGGGUACAGGACUCUGGAUCCUAGCUUCAAGGCCCACAGCAGAAACCAGUUGGACCCCUAUGCUGCUCAACCACAGGUUGGACGCAUAGGAAGUGCCAUGGAGAUGUCCACCAUUCCCAGGUUUGUCCCAGAUCCGUACGGCCUGGAGGAUGAUCAGCGCAGUGUGGGUUUUGAAGAUCCUGACUAUGGCAUGGGGUACCCCAGGCAAAACCACUAUGGUUACCCACGUGGGACUCCUCACAGAACUGCGAGUUACGAGGGCACGCUGGACCGUAUGAGUGGUGUGGGAGACAUGCUCUGGGGUGGAGGAGCACCUCUGGCUCGGGGUGAGAGAGGAAGCAUGGCUUCAAUCGACAGCAUCCAAAAGAGAGGUCCAGGCCCUGGGGGCUGGCGACAGCCAGAACUGUCAGAAGUCAUUGCUAUGCUAAACUAUAGACUGGAUGCAGUGCAACUCAACGCAGCUGCAUACCUGCAGCACCUCACCUACCAGAACGACAAAGUGAAGUCUGAACUGCGCAAUCUUAAAGGUAUUCCUCCCAUUGUGGCUUUGGUUGACCAUCCCAACAAAGAGGUUUACUUUGCAGCUUGUGGAGCACUCAGAAAUAUUUCAUUUGGCAAAGAUCCUGAAAUCAAAAGCACAAUUGUAAACUGUGAUGGAGCAUUUUGCCUGGUGAAGCUGCUAAGGAAGACUAAUGAUCGGAGCCUCAUAGAGAUCAUAACAGGAACUCUUUGGAACCUAUCAUCUAAUGAAGCCCUGUUCAAGACCCUUAUAGAAAGAGCGCUGACUGCGCUCACAGAUGAGAUCCUAGUGCUUCAUUCAGGUGUAAAGCAGAGCACCGCUGGAGCAGAAGAAGGCAAGGAAAAAGGCACAUCCCCAUAUCCGGAGUGGGAGAAGGUCCUCAUUAACACAACAGGAUUUCUGAGAAAUGUCAGCGCUGCAGAGAUUGAUGAGAGGAAGAAAAUCAGGGAAUGCAAAGGAUUGAUUGAUUCUGUCGUGCACAUCAUCAAGUCACAGUCUGACCCUGAAAACAAAUUGACAGAGAACUGUGUUUGUGUACUGCGGAACCUGUCCUAUCACUUGCACAUUGAAAUCCCAAACCAUGAUCACUACAAGGAGACGGCGUCCUCCAUGAGGGGUCAACGCUUCGGCUCCCGCAGGAGUAGAAGAAUCAGAGAGAAUGAAAGACAGGCCAUGACAAACACAUCUGCUAAAGGCUGGGAGCUGCUGUGUCAGCCAGAACUGAUCAAAGAAUACGGGCGCCUUUUGGAUUCUAAAAAUCCUCAUGUGUUGGAAGCAUCAGCUGGAGCCAUUCAGAACCUGUGUGCUGGAGACUGGACUUGUGGACGAGAAGUCCGUGCCAAGGUGAUGGAGCAGAAAUCUUAUGAGAAAAUGGUGAAGCACCUGGAUCAUGAGAAUGAGCUAGUGAUCCAAGCCAUGUCUGGAGCCCUGUGUAACCUGGCCUUAGACCCACUCCACACAACUGAACUGGGUUUGAUGGCCGUUCCUAAGCUGAUGUCUAAGCUGCCCGAUGGGGAGGGUCCUUUGAUGUAUUCCGAACAGACCAGGAUGGCAGUGCUCAGCGCCCUCUAUGUGAUAUUAGGCCAGAGUCUUGAAGCUGCCAAAACCCUGCUCCCAAAAGAUUCCAAGAAAACACAAGAAGAUCCCAAGAAAACACAGGAACUCUAUAAACUGGUGCAACUAAAAAAUCCUGAGUCAAAAAACAGCAACCGAUAUUCAGAGCGUGAGGUUCGGGCAGCCAGCUUGGUGCUGCAGAAACUGUGGGAUCACAAAGGACUGCGUCGUACUUUAUUGAAGAACAAGUAUAAAAAGACUGACUUUGAGUUGACAAAAAAACCCCCAAGCAACAAAAAAUCCAAAGGAAGUUCUGAAAAAGAGCCCCCUAAAGAAAAGGUCCCUGAAGAAACGACUCACCUAUUAAACGAUAGCAAAGAUGAGCCAGGUGACAGGAAUUUUGAAAAAGGCUCCACAUCUAACCGAGAUGGCCAGUUGGACACUGCUGCCACAGGUGCACAGGGGAACGAAUAACUGAUUGCAUCUUGACAACAGAAAGCCUCUAUCAACAGGCCUUGCUGAAAUGAUGAUGGCAAUCACCAUGACAACUAUGUGACAAAGUCCCAACCUCAACACCAACCUGUCUGCCCAUCUUGACUCUGGUGCAGUUGUUUGUUUUUUUUUGCCUCUAUGUUAGACUCUGUCCUAGGAGCUGAUUAAUGAAACCAGGGCAUGUGGUUGUUAACUCCGAUAUUGUGGCCACACCACUAAACCUCCUCACCACUCAAUGCUAGACCUACAGCCACCAGGGAAACACACUAAAGGUCUUUCAGAGACUUUGACUUCAUCUGAGAACCUUCGUGCUUUGCAGAGGUUGGAAACUCUAAAUGGUAUCUCAAAAAAAGCGUUUUGGACCAGACCCUAACAAAUUUUGAUGAAGUUUUCACUCAUGGUAAUAACACUGAAGAAAUCAAGGGAACCUGCAAGUUUGUUAUUUUAUCUUUCACUGAUGGUUAACCCUUCAGAAAAAUAAUCCUUUUAAAGUAAUUAUUUCUUUAAAGAAUUGUUUUACGAAAGCUUCAGUAUUGAUACUGGUUGAUCUGCUCUGUACUAUUAUUUUCAUGUGGCAAACAUCUGCCAAAGGCCGCUCCUCCAGCUAUGUGCUCUGGUCCUCGUAUUUUUGUUUUUUUCCUGGCUUGGAUCUCCUGUUCUUCAUGAAAAUGCAGAGUGAUUGUGUUAAAAGGGAGUAAAUUAUAACUAGAAUUAGAACUCCUAUCCAAAAAAAAUUAACUGCAACUUCAGACUUUAGGGGACCUUUAAAAAAAAUCUAUUCUAUUCCAUGAAUUCUGUUCAAAAGCUUAGUCUCCAUAUUUGUCUUUUUUUAUGCUCUAUGCUACAAAAGUGUCUUUCAUUUGCUUUCAUUAAUUUAGUCUGACAGAAUAGAACCUUUGAAAUGACCAAGUAAUGUCUGUUUGUUUUUUUUUAUUUCUUUUUGCUGAGUGUACUGUACAUACUGAAUGGAAAUGUAAGGGAUACUCUGGGAGCUUUGUUGAGUAUUUUUCCACAAUGUUUUAUUGUCCACGAGAAACUAGGCCUCCCUGUCCCAAACUGCCUUUAUAAGUGAACUGACCUGGAGCAAAGGUUAUUGUUAAAGAAUCUAAGGGGGCACAGAAGUGAAAGUGAUAGGCAAAGAUGAGAAAAAAGCACAUUUAAAGUAUGUACUAAAGAAAUGUAUUUUUUAUAUAUAAUGAUUUGGGUUAUUUUCUUUUGGGUGCUUUGGGUAAAUAGAUAUGCAAUUUGUUUUUUUUCUUUGUCUUUAAUCGUAAAACUUUGGCUUUGUUUGAUUAAAGUCAACUUCUCAAAGCUUUGAAUGCUGUCAUUGAGAUUAAAUCAAAAACAUUAUGGACUGCAGUUCCUUUUCUGAGCUGUUGCUCGUAGAAGUCACAGUCUCAUUUAUUAAUGAUUUAUGUAUUUUUUAUAUUGUUUUCAAUAAAAACCAAAUGAAUUCCC
This is a messenger RNA of Oryzias latipes (Japanese medaka), 4153 nucleotides long. It is a transcript of the gene ctnnd1, whose product is annotated as catenin (cadherin-associated protein), delta 1. The record is from RefSeq and is a predicted model, not a curated record. Gene Ontology annotation, cellular component: adherens junction; nucleus; plasma membrane. Gene Ontology annotation, biological process: cell-cell adhesion. NCBI's taxonomy places the organism in Eukaryota, Metazoa, Chordata, Actinopteri, Beloniformes, Adrianichthyidae. Gene Ontology annotation, molecular function: protein binding.